AUGGAUCGUGAUCAGACUGUGUCGAUAAUAUCUAGCCAUCGAAUUCGAUUGAUCAAUUGUCUAAAGAAAAAUAUCUUACCUGGUAUAACACAGUUGUAUAAUAAGAAAUUUUUUGCUAUCAAAGACUGUCAACAGGUUAAAGGGGAAUCUACACCUGCGGCUCAAGCAAGUAAAAUUCUAGAUUUAGCUGUCAGCAAAUCCAAUAAGAAGCUAUCCAUCUUUAUCGAAGCAUUGCUGACAGUCUGUCCUGAAUUACAAGAGUUAUUUGCUACAAACCAAUCAGAUCAUGAUGGUAAUAUCCAUGAUCCCGAAGAUAGCCAGUCUAUCCUCCCAUGGCAGGGUAAUACCGAUAAUGACUCCAAAACUACAAGCCAGCAAGUAUCACCUAGAGAGAUAGAGGAUCAAAUAAAAGUCAUGAAUGUAAGAGGAGACAAUAAUCAGCAAGCAGAUAAUUCGAAAAGUAAUAUUAACUCCGAGAUCGAAUUAGAAAAGAAUCAUCAUAUUUUCAUUGCUGGUGGAAUUAAUGACGGGUACUUGUGUAAUCAUGUAGAAGUAUUUGAUUCUACUACAAUUUCAUGGACUACUCUCUACCCUAUGGAAGCAGGAUGUUAUGGUGCUAGUGGUGGUAUUCUAACUAAUAAAUUUAUUGUUUGUGGUGGAUUUGUUGAAACAGAUGGCUUAAGCAAUCGUACGCGCUAUUGCAAUUUAAAAACGAUGAAAUGGGAUACUUUAGAAUGCAUGAAAGAACCGAAGAAAUACAGCUGUUCUUGCGUAUGGAAUAAUCGACUGAUUAUUGUUGGAGGUUUAAAAGGGACCGAAGCAUUGAAGAAAGUUGAAGUUUAUUUCUAUAACUCUGGUGUCUGGAGUCGGACUUCCCUGCCAGCUAUGAUUUCAAGACGUUACGGAUCUGCUUGUGUCACCACCAAGAAUCACUUAGUUGUUGUUGGUGGACAAGGUGAGCAUGAUGGACUACCAUUAUCCAGUGUAGAAUCGUAUCAACUUAGUCAUAAAGCUUGGGAGAAACCACAAUGGAAAAUAUUAAAUAAAAUGUGUCAACCACGUACUUUUCCAGCUGCAGCAACGUGGCAUGAUUAUAUUAUUGUAGCUGGUGGUUUUGAUGGUGUACAAAAACUAGAUACUGUUGAAUGGUACGAUAUUAGAACUAACAAGUGGAAAUUAUUAACCAAAAUGCCGUCCCGCAGGGAUAAUUGCCAAGCUAAAGUUAUUGGUAAUUAUUAUAUUAUUAUUGGUGGCAAUGAUGGAAAACAUAAUUUAACCAAUGUCGAUGCAUUUGAUCUUGUUGAAAAGAAAUGGCAUCGUCUACCAGGGCUUCGAUUUGGUCGUUCAUCUUAUGCUUGUGGCGACUUACAUCUUCAAAUAUGA
This is a messenger RNA of Trichoplax adhaerens, 1383 nucleotides long. RefSeq lists its product as uncharacterized. Gene Ontology annotation, biological process: regulation of apoptotic process. The transcript is spliced from 2 exons. Gene Ontology annotation, molecular function: protein binding. The record is from RefSeq and is a predicted model, not a curated record. The coding region runs from base 1 to 1383 and encodes 460 amino acids. Lineage: Eukaryota; Metazoa; Placozoa; Uniplacotomia; Trichoplacea; Trichoplacidae.